AUGGAUGCCAGCGUAAGUUUAGCACCGUUCGCUGAGGACACCGCCCAAGCCUCCAAAGAGCAGCCGACACAGAAGGAGAUUCGCUGUCGACGACUUGUGGCAGAGACUGCGAAUCCUAGUUCCCGCUAUGUUGGCAACACGCCGAAAGAAGAGCUGCUGCUGGAACAUGUGGCUUGCAGGACAAGAUUUCACAUUGAAAUUUUCUUUCCAUUCCUGUUCGACGAUGGGUUGGGGCAGUCGAUUUUUCGAAUCUUCGGCUGCUUCUCCGGCUACGGUUGCUCCCAGGUGAGGGAGUUUGAAGACCAGUUCGUCAAUGUCUAUGGCAACCGCUUCCUCUUCCUUUGCCCACCAAACGAGUUCUCCCGUUUGCAGAUAAGUAGCUGUUCCAAGCAUGGCUUCAUUUUGAUUUUGUCCGACCAGGUAUGGUGUGCCCAAGUUUUUGCCCACCACACUGCGGCCGACGCAACGCAUCUUCCGUACCAAGAGCUUUACGAGUACAAGUCUUGUGCAAGAUUUCUUGCUGACUUUUUCAAUUACGAUGAGCUCCACCCGGCUGACAGAUAUCCCACAGUGGUGCCAGCUCCAGCAUCCGUGCUGAAUUGGCAGGCGGGUGAUUGCUUUGAUCUAUCCAUUGCCCUUGCCUCGUUGCUCAUUGGAGUGGGUUACGACGCCUACUGCGUUAGUGGAUUCGCACCCAGGUUCAUCACAACUCGCAACGAAGCUCGCAGUGCAUGCCCACAGUUGGAUGCCGACAUCGAGGAGACCAAGGAAGAGGACAAGCAGGAGGAGGAUGAGUUCGUCAUUCCGAAGAAGCCACCGCUUAGGUCCGAGUACAAGGAGGCAAAGGCCAGGGCUGAGGAGGCAGAUCGCAUCCGUCUUCAAGAGGAAGAGAUGAAGUCGGAUUCAGAGGAUGAUCCUUCCAGUGAUGAGGAUGAGUUCGAAAACCGGCGCAUCCAUUGCUGGGUCUUGGUGCGGAAGGGUUCUCGUGAGGUUGCUGAAGACAUGUACCUCGAGCCAACCACCGGUCGCAUCUACUCCGUAAAGCGCUGUCCAUACCUCAAGAUUGACCUCAUCUGGAACCACCGCAACCUGUGGGUCAACAUGCAGGUAUGUGGAGCCUCCCACGUUCAGCUUGAUCUCUACAACUCUCGCUACUUCGAGUACGUGAUGCUCGACGCCGACAAUCCGGGAAGCGACCUGGGAAGUGGUGGCAGAUAUGAGGGCGACGACACAGGUCCGACUGCCGUGCCAUCUGCGGGCGGCAACAUGGACUCCGACGAGAGUCGCAGGGCGGAGCAAACGGCACAGAUACUGGACUUGCCAUCACCCUGGAGCGAGCGACCGGAUAUUCCUCGCGAGAAGUUCCAUGCACGUUGCUACCAGGGGGAGAAGACGAUUUUCUAUCACAAGUGCAAGGUGGAGCAGUAUGCGCCAUACACGCAAGAUGAUGGCCUAGUGCAGCGAAUUACCCUGUACAAGGACGUGCGCCGGCAGAUUCCCCUGGAGAUCCGUGAGCGGUUCAAGCAUCGGAAAGACAAGCUGUUUGAGCGCAAACGUCGGCCUAUGCAGAAUGAGACGCUUGAGCGAUUUCUCCCUGGGCGGCCCUCCACAUCUGCCUCCAAUGCGGGUGGUGCUCUCAAGGAGUACCGAGAGAUCAGCGCCCUGAGCCGCGAGCUGAUAUUCUACAAGUCUCGCCUGGAUGGCCUCGUUCGUUCCGUCGAGAUCAUUGGCAGGAAGAUGUUCGAAUACUUUGAAGAUCGAGACGACCGACUUAUCUACCAUUCUGUGACUUUGGAUCCUACAGCCAUGAUCAACGGCACGCUGCGUGGUGGGCCUAAGAGCAAGGACACCUACCCCGUCGAUUCUGUGGGAGAAGUGCCAAUAAAAAAGAUGACGCAGAAGUAUGCUCGCAAUCCCGAGGUUCCAGCCGAUGAAGACAUUGCCAAGAUUAGCUUCUACCUUUCGGAGCAAACUUCUUCCUCAAUUUAUUCUUCAACGGGAAAAAUACGCGUGGACUACCAUCGAGAACCUGGUUCGCUGACUUUUGGCCAAGCCAUGUACCACUAUGAAGACGGCAACCUCCGUCGCCGGCCCUCGAACUUGCGACAGCCAACCCAGGUUCAGGUCCACAAACUGUUGCAGAUGCAGUCCAGUUGUCGGGACACCAUCAUGGCAUCCCAUACCAGCAUCCAGCAGGAGCUGACCACACGCCGAAAGGAUGAGAUCAGCAUCCGCGGCAUGCGGUCUGUCUCAGCAGGGAAGAAGCGAGAUCUCACAAUCCCAGGUAGCCGUGACGAUGUGCUGGAGCCGUCUGUUUAUGACCUGGCUCGCGAGAGCGCUCGUGUGGAAGGCACCAGAGAAGGUGCCGAAGAGGAGAAGCAGGAAGAGCAAACUUCGAAGGUAGAUAUCCUUGCUCCGUACCUGGUGGAUUUCAUCAACAAGGAGACCGGCCUUGUGCAGCUCGACUCGCUGCAGGCGGAGCUCGUGGCCAAGAAGUGCACCACAGAUUUCCGCAAGCGCCUCACAGAUAGGGCCGAGAUCAUCCAGCGUCGUUUGGAGGAGGAGCAAGAGCUACUCCGCAAGAGACGGGCGCAAAUGCAGCGCCGAGGGGACAGCGUGGAGCGGGAUGAGCGCGACUUCGAACAGUACCAGAACCAAGCUAUGUUUCGAACACAGAUCUUGGAGCAGCGGCUGGCCCGACAUGAGAUGCAGGCCAUUGAGAAGUUCCAGGAUCUGGAGAGGAUGCUGCAGGAGGACCCUCGUCUGGCAGCGAUGUGGCAGAAGGAGCCGGCGGCGGUGAAGGGUUGA
Molecule: messenger RNA, 2808 nt
Organism: Symbiodinium sp. CCMP2592
Lineage: Eukaryota; Dinophyceae; Suessiales; Symbiodiniaceae
Source: the annotation of a GenBank genome assembly